ACGGGAGCAGCACACCACACGGGGUGGAGCAGGAAACCCCGGACUCCUCACCUGGUGGCCUGUGCCCACUGCCUGCUCAGAAAGUCCAAGGUCAUUAAGGGGAGCAGACCGAGUGAGGCCCCGAGGAAGCAGAAGCGAGGCCAGGGAGGAGCUUUGUGGGAACUCAAAGGGGAACUGCGGCUGCCAGCAGGCCAUCCCCUCCCGAGGACGAGAGGAAAGAGGAAGGCUGAACAGGAGGCCCCGAUGGAGAGCCGGCCUCCGCGGCGGUGGGCCCCGCCGGCCGCCUCCUGGGGCCCCUGGCUCCUGGGUUUGCUGCUGUUCCCCUGGACCCUGCAGCUCACAGGAGGGCAGUCGGUGACCCACAGUGGUGACCCCAUCUUGGUCUCCCUGGCCAACAAGGCCGUUUCCUUCAACUGCAAAAUCACCUACUCGUACACCCCAGAAUUCAAGGACUUCACAGUCUGGUACUUUCACGUGGACCUCAAGAGCCAGAGGAGCCUCAACAAGCAGGUUAACUGCCCACCCACCCAGGGCAAGGAGAACCAGACAUACACCCUGCAAUGCCAGGUCACCCUCAAGCUGCCCAAUGCUUCAGCCACGGGCACCUACUACUGCUGCGUGAACUGGCCAAACGUCCACAGAAUCAGUGAUGGCGUCUUCAUUCUGGUCAGAGACACAGGGUACCGAGGACCUCCACAGAACUCCCAGAAGCUCCUGCUCCUUUGCUUCACUGGCCUCCUGACUGCGCUGAGCAUCCUGGUCACAGCUCUGCUGCUCUGGAAGAAGAGACAGAUGCAGGCUCCCCGGGAGCACCCCGCCCUGAAGGACCCAGCCCCGAGCGCCGCCGCCCGCCAGGAGCAGCCUCCGGAGGAGUCCGUCUACACAGUCCUACAGCGUAGAGACACUGAAGUGUACUCGUGCAUCCAGAACGAGGCCAGGAGCCUGCCCCCCACCCAGAACCUUCUCUCCCAGAAAAAACUUAAUGGAUUUUUGGAUGACAGCGAAUUUAACCUCGUCUAUGAAAACCUCUAGGAUGAGCUCCACUGGCCCCUAAGGCCCCGAUCCCCUCUGGCCCCGGAUCAGCGGUCCCACGGGGCCUCCCUCCAAGGACUGGCCCGCCAACCCAGGACCAAGGCCCCAUCACCUCACCCCCGCAUCCAUGGUGCUCCCGGCCCCCCAUUCUGUACGCCAGACCUACCCACUGAGCACCUCGCAUCUGGCCUCUGCCCAGACUCUUCCUCCGUCUGCCAGGCCUAGCUCAGCCUUCACAGGUCUCUAGGACACCGCCCCUUCCCAGGCCCUCCUCACCUUCUCAGGAUCCACGGGCCCUCUUGGCACCAGCCUGCACCCCAGACGGAGCUCCUCAGGAGGCUCCCGGCAAGGCACCCUGGUCAGUGCUGUGAGCACGAGCACCAGCGGGGACAAACAAGGGACCAACCAUGCAAGUGCUCCCUGCCCAGCCAGGCCAGAGGCACAAGGCAGCCAUGCGAGGUGGAGAAAGGAGCUGGGGGUGGGGGCGUAUGGGGUGUGGGGAGGAUGGGAACUGUGCAGAGGUGGCUGGGCCGGGCUCGAGGACAGAGCUAGAGACCAGAGAGGUGGCUGAGGGGAGGUCCUGAGGCUGGUGGCCGGGGCAGGGAGGGUGAGGAAGGAGAUCAGCACAUUUGGGGCAAGGGAGGGGGAGAUGCUGGCUACACAGGAGCUGAACCUCCUAAGCUCUCCAUCCCCCAACAAGGAUGGUUGUUGCCCAUCAGCCUGGCCCUCUGCAUCCCUGUGCCAACUGCUUUGUCACCUCUGCGGCCCUUCCCCACCCUCCAGGCCUCAGCUCCUCCUCCCUCCCCCUGCACCCACCUUCCCCACCAGGGCCAGUUCCCCAGAGCCUCAGUCUGGCCUCCCUGGAUCCCACUCAUCUCCUCUAUUUGUUCACAUUUUGCACCUGUCCCAGGGCUUUGAGGACCUCUCCUCAAAUGGUCUAGCUGCAGGGCCUGGUGUCUGGGGCUCCCUGGGUGGUGUAGGAGCUCAGGCCCUCAGUGCUCACACAGAGCCAUUUCUGAGGCUCCCAAUGCUCAUUUCUUCCUCUCAGCAUCUCUGCUGGAGCCCAUUUCACAGACAGGGGCUAAGGGUGGGGGAAUCAUCCAGGCUGUGGGGCUCUGCUCUCCUCCAUCUCUGUUGCUUUCCAGGAUCUCAUUUGUACCAUCCUUCCUCCCACCCCCAGGCUGCUGCGGAGUCCUUGAGGGGCCCUCACACACAGACGUGUCCCGGGACAGUGAGGGGCCCAAGGCACAGGCCCCGACCCUCGCCCCUGAGCAGUACUGGGCCACUAGGUCAUGGGCAGCCCCUUCUCUGUGGUCCAGGCCCCUCCCUCAGGGCAGAUAGGCUGGGAGUUGGGGUGGGGGGAGCAAUAGCCUGACAUCCAAAGGAAAUCCCAGCCCCUCUGCUAAGAGGCAUCCAGCCUCCCUGGCCACCCAGGACAGGACAGCCCACAGCCUCCCAGCUUGGUUCUGAGCCUGGCCUGUGAGCACACAGCAAGGAGGGCUCUGAGCUGGAUUAUAAGGCUGAGUGGAGAGGGCCCUGCUCCCCCAGAGGCUGGAGUCGACUGAAUUCCUUGCCUGUGCAGGAGAGGCUGCCUGGAGCAAAACUGCCUUCUACGCUCCUGACUCCCCAAUAGCCCGAAGCAGAGGCCAGGAUUGUGGUAGGAGUGAGGCGGUCUGUGCUGCUCAGGGUGCGGGGAGCCUCCCCAGAGGAAACGAAAGCCAGCAAGACCAGGAGGAGGCUACCUGCUGGGCAUGGGCCUCUCUGUCCUGGCCUCAGGACGCUAGCCCCUGGGGCUCGGGCUCUGCAUCAUUCAGCCUCAAGGGAAGCCUGAAGGGAUCACAUCCCCUUGCCCUGCCCCCACUGCCUCUUCUCUGCAAAGUUGCCUAAGGGAUCCAGAUAAAACCUAUGGGGGGGGGGACACCUGGCUGGCUCAGUGUUUGAGCAUCUGCCUGCGGCUCAGGGCAUGAUCCUGGGGUCCUGGGAUCGAGUCCCACAUCGGGCUCUAUGUGGGGAGACUGCUUCUCCCUCUGCCUG
Messenger RNA from Canis lupus familiaris (dog), 3066 nucleotides. RefSeq names its product NFAT activating protein with ITAM motif 1 (gene NFAM1). Gene Ontology annotation, cellular component: membrane raft. Gene Ontology annotation, biological process: regulation of B cell differentiation; B cell receptor signaling pathway; positive regulation of cytokine production. The transcript is spliced from 6 exons. NCBI's taxonomy places the organism in Eukaryota, Metazoa, Chordata, Mammalia, Carnivora, Canidae. Bases 244 to 1032 code for a protein of 262 amino acids. Gene Ontology annotation, molecular function: transmembrane signaling receptor activity. The record is from RefSeq and is a predicted model, not a curated record.